GGCUCCGAGCGCCCGCCCCUCCAUCUAUCACAUGGCCGGAGAGUCACAAAAACAACAGCUUUGGCCAAGACCGUGACUUCAGAAAAGGGAACCCAGCUCCCACAGCCAGCCCCCUCCCCAUGGAAGACAGUUUUCUUGAAUCCUUUGGGAGGCUCAGCCUCCAGCAGCAACAGCAGCAGCAACAGCCGUCUCGGCCGCCGCCCCCGCGGGGGACGCCUCCGCGGCACCACAGCUUUAAGAAACACCUCUACCUCCUGCGAGGCCUCCCGGGCUCGGGGAAAACCACACUGGCCAGAAAAUUGCAGCAUGACUUCCCCAGGGCCCUGAUUUUCAGCACGGAUGAUUUUUUCUUCAGGGAAGAUGGUGCCUAUGAGUUCAAUCCUGACUUCCUGGAGGAAGCUCAUGAAUGGAACCAGAAAAGAGCAAGAAAAGCAAUGAGGAAUGGCAUAUCCCCCAUUAUAAUUGAUAAUACCAACCUCCACGCCUGGGAAAUGAAGCCCUAUGCAGUCAUGGCACUUGAAAAUAACUAUGAAGUUAUAUUCCGAGAACCUGACACUCGCUGGAAAUUCAACGUUCAAGAGUUAGCCAGAAGAAACAUUCAUGGGGUCCCGAGGGAAAAAAUACACCGAAUGAAAGAACGGUAUGAACACAACGUGACCUUUCACAGCGUGCUGCACGCCGAAAAGCCAAGGCGGAUGAACAGAGCCCAGGACGCGGGCAGCGCGUCGCCUUCCACCAGCUGCUGGAACUCCUAUGCCCACCUCCCGGCCCGGAGGGCACCCGGCGCCUUCACACACCCCACCUCCUUCAGCCGGAGGGGCCGUUGUCACCAUGGAUAUUAAGGGCCCGCCUGACAGCCAUCCGCAAAUUUCCUAAAUGGGUUUUUACUUCAACUUUUACUAUUUAUUCUGCGUUGCGUUGUAGUCAGAGCUCUGAUGCCUGUGUAAAUAGUUGCGACCAGGUCUGUGAGCAGAGACCGUCGUGCUGGUCUUCGGCAAGCCCCGGCGGAGGGUCCCCGUCUGCAGACUGGAGACUACACCUUACUCCAGGUGUCCUCCGGGGCGAGGAAUUGAUUUGAAAGUGCAACUUGAGAAACGACCUCCUUCCCCCACUCCCAGGACAUAGUCAAUUAGUUACUUAGAUUCAUACAUAAAGUGUUUAUAUUAAAUAUAUGCUUCAGUACCACUUUCUCUGAAGUGAUUUAUUUUUUCAGAAAACUCAUCUCCAUUAGGAAAGUUGGAAAAGCAAGAAAGGCAGAAGUUUUCAUGCCCUUUGCUACUUGAAUAACCUGUGUAUCCACAAAUGUGAGAUGUGUGACUAAUGGUACUGAUUUUCUCUAACACGUGGCAGGUAUCCAGCUAGGGAGUGUGUCCUCAGAGGAGGCGGCUUGGAAAGUUAUUCCUUGGUUUUUACGAUGUAUCAUCACUGGAAACAUUUGUCAAAUCCUUCAUGCUCUAUUAACAGCUGAUGAAAAUUGGUGUUGUGAUUGAAUGUCACACUUUUGUGUUUCAACUACCACUUUAUUUAACCGGAUUCAACCUGAAUCUUUUGGUUGUUGUGCUAACAGCGUACAUAAAGUAGGCCUGCCUUUGUAAUACACCAGUUUUUUAAGAGGAGUAAUUGAUUGCUAAAUUUACACCUUUGAGCAUCUGUGUCAUUAGUCGGCAGCUCAACUGUUUGGAGGAGCGUAAGGAAUGAACAAGCCCCAGGUAGAGCCCUAUGGAAUAUCCUCAUUUUCAGAAGAGCAGUCUUGAUGUUUGACACAGCAUUAAGACAGUAAAGUUCGACUACAGCUCUGGAAUACUCUGGAAUGUUUCUUACAUGAUACUGAAAUAAUGAAUGCAAAUUCCAAUUCAGAUUGCAUUCAGAUUAAUUUGAUGUCAGUCCAUGAUGGGCAAGCCCAUGUAAAGUGUAUGCUUUACAUUCUGGUGGCCAACAGAUUUUUCUAAUGUUUUGUGAAGUAUUUCGUGUCCUAUCAAAUGGUGCUUUUAUGGUUAUUAAAAAUUGUUUAUGGUAAAUUGCA
Messenger RNA from Ochotona curzoniae (black-lipped pika), 2023 nucleotides. It is a transcript of the gene N4BP2L1, whose product is annotated as NEDD4 binding protein 2 like 1. The coding region runs from base 120 to 842 and encodes 240 amino acids. The transcript has 5 exons. The record is from RefSeq and is a predicted model, not a curated record. Lineage: Eukaryota; Metazoa; Chordata; Mammalia; Lagomorpha; Ochotonidae.